Molecule: messenger RNA, 2923 nt
Organism: Hyla sarda
Lineage: Eukaryota; Metazoa; Chordata; Amphibia; Anura; Hylidae
Product: zinc finger protein OZF-like
Exons: 5
Coding region: 308-1981 (557 amino acids)
Biological process (GO): negative regulation of transcription by RNA polymerase II
Cellular component (GO): transcription regulator complex; PcG protein complex
Molecular function (GO): DNA-binding transcription repressor activity, RNA polymerase II-specific; RNA polymerase II cis-regulatory region sequence-specific DNA binding
Source: RefSeq, a predicted model, not a curated record
UUGUGAUCAGGAUCCUCACUCCUCUUGUCUCCUCCUCCUCAUAGAUUGUAAGCUCUUGUGAUCAGGAUCCUCACUCCUCUUGUCUCCUCCUCCUCAUAGAUUGUAAGCUCUUGUGAUCAGGAUCCUCACUCCUCUUGUCUCCUCCUCAUAGAUUGUAAGCUCUUGUGAUCAGGAUCCUCACUCCUCUUGUCUCCUUGUGGUGUCCCGGUACCGCAUUACAUACCGUACCUUGUAUGGUGGUCCCCAAAGUCAGAGAUACUAUGUUCAGGUUCCUAUAAGGUGUCAGGACGUGGCGGUGUAUUUCUCCAUGGAGGAGUGGGAGUAUGUAGAAGGACACAAGGAUCAGUACAAGGAUCAGGUGAUGAUGGAGGAUCAGCAGCCCCUCACAUCAGCAGUCAGAUCCAGUAAGAGAACAGCAGCAGAGAGGUGUCCCCGUCCUCUUCUUCCACAGGAUCAGGAUCAGCUGAUGAAUCAGAGUCAAGAUAACAGCAAUAUUUUUGCUCUAGACAUAAGGAUAAAAGAUGAGGAAGAGACAUAUGUGAGCGGUGAUGAGCAGUAUAAGGAGGACAUUCCUACAGGAAAAGUUCUGAUCUAUGUUAAUGAUACAGACAUAAAGGAAGAAGAGACAGAUGUGAGAGGUGAUGAGCAGUAUAAGGAGGACAUUACUACAGGGAAAGAUCUAAUCUAUACUAAUGUUACAGUCAUAAAGAAAGAAGAAGAGACAGAUGUGAGCGUUGAUGAGCAGUAUGAGGACAUACAUACUGGGAAGGAUCUGAUCUAUACGAAUGCUACAGACAGAAAGGAAGAAGAAGGGACAGAUGUGAGCGGUGAUGAGCAGAAUAAGGAGGACAUUCCAAAAGGGAAAGAUCUGAUCUAUAUUAUUGCUACAGACAUAAAGGAAGAAGAAGAGACAGAUGUGAGCGGUGAUAAGCAGUAUAAGGAGGACUUUCCUACUGGGGUAAAAGAAGAAGACGACGACGAUGAUGAUGAUGAAGAAACCGAUGUGAGCGAUGAGUACACUCCUACAGGUAACUGCCCAGAUAUUAAAGCAGAUGAUGAUAUCAAAGAAGAUACUUAUGAAGAACAUUCCAUUAUCCCAGAUACACCCUCAGCCCUUCACAGCCUAGAUCUGUCUUCUCAUUCAUCACAGGCGGUUAAGCAAAAGACAAGUGGCAAAAGGAGAGUUAAACAGAAAAGAGCUCACAAAGAGAAGAAGCCAUUUUUAUGUAAAGAAUGUGGGAAAAUUUUUACUGCAAAAUCAUCUCUUCUUGAUCAUCAGAGAAUACACACGGGAGAGAAACCAUUUUCUUGCCCAGAAUGUAAGAAGAGUUUUCCUUGGAGAAACUCUCUUAUCGAACAUCAGAGAAUUCACACAGGGGAGAAGCCAUUUUUAUGCCAAGAAUGUGGUAAAAGUUUUAUUCGAAAAAAAGAUCUUGCCGAUCAUAAGAGAUCUCACACAGGGGAGAAGCGAUAUUCAUGCUCAGAAUGUGACAAAAGUUUUACAAUGAAAUCAUAUCUUGUUCAGCAUCAGAAAACUCACACAGGAGAGAAGUCAUUUUCUUGUCCAGAAUGUGGGAAAUGUUUUCCUUACAGAUCAUCCCUUCAUGAACAUCGAAAAAUACACACAGGGGAAAAGCCAUUUGCAUGCAAUGAAUGUGGAAAAUCUUUUGUUCGGAAAACGUAUCUUGACAUUCAUCAGAAAAUUCACACUGGGGAGAAGUCACAUUCCUGUUCAGAAUGUGGAAAAUCUUUUACCCAGAAAUCAAGUCUACUCCUACAUCAAAGAAUUCAUACUGGGGAGAAAUCAUUUUCGUGCGAAGAAUGUGGGAAAUCAUUUUCUAGGAAAUCAAAACUGGCAAGACAUCAAAUAGUUCACACAGGAGAGAAGCCAUAUUCUUGUUCAGAAUGUGGAAAAUGUUUUAGUGACAAAUAUUGUCUUGUUAAACAUCAAAAAAUUCACACAGGGGAGAAGCGGUCUUAAUUACAAGAAUACAGGGAGUGUUUUAGUCACAAAUCAACUCUUUUUGGACAUCAGAGAAUUUACAUGAGAGAAGCCAUUUUCAUGCCCAGAAUGUGGGAAAUAUUAUUUUUUAUUUUUCAAAUUCAAAAAGAGUUUAUUUAAUAAACCGGGAAUACAAUGGCAUAAGUGGGAAAUAUUUUAAUCAAAUAUCACAUUUUAUUAACCAUAAGAGAAUUCACACAGGAAAAUAAUAAUAAUGAUCAGAAUGUGGGAAAGGUUCUAUCCACUAUCACAUUUUAUUAACCACUUGUGGACCACCUGUUGUCUAUAAAUAUCGAGGCGGUCCACUAUUACCUUCCUAAAAGCUGCAAGAGACUAAAGCCAACAGAGGGGCUCCCCCAGAGGAAAAGCCAGGGACUGUUUAAUUCCAUCCCCGCCUCCCCGAUUGCUUUAUACGCAGCACCAAUAAAUACCAUCAAUACAGCUCAGCAGGUGCCAUAAGUGAUCACCCGGUGCUGGGCCUAACAAACUUGGAUCAGCUCUGCUUUAAGUAUAGGGGCGGCUGUAUUUCUACCUGUAAGGCUAGGUUCACAAUGGGGAGAUUCCAAGUGCGGCCAGCGCCAAUUGAAUCAGUCGGCGCUAGGACCGCACGGACAUUGCAGUCCCCAAUAGACUGCAAUGUGUUCCGCGAGUAUUUCUGCUUCAAAAAUGAGCAACGCCUUUCUUAAGGCGGAAAUUUAAAAGCAGAUUUUCCGUUCAAAAAUUCCGAAGUGUGAAUUGGUGAAUGGAAAACCCAUUCACUAUACAUUUUAGUAAGCAGAAUUUUUGCAUUUACAAAUCAAAGCGGAACUGCAGGCAGAAAUUCCGUAGUCUGAACCUUUCCUCACUGUGGCUAAUAUGUCAGCCCCAGUUAUAGGAGCAAUCAACAAAAAAUGCUCCAAAAUGUACAGUAAAAAAAAAAAA